AUGGAAGCCAUCAGACGAAAAUUGGAUGAGGCAGAUGACAUCGCCGAGGUUAUCGAUUUAAUGCAGAAUUUGAGCAUUCCAACCAAAGGAUGCAAAAACAUCGAAGACAUGAGGGAGAGGAUUCUCGCUCAUCUCAGUUCUCGAAAAGAUAACCGCUUGGCCUGCAAUGAGGUAGGACUGCCAGGGAAAUGAUUCAGUGUUACUAAAUGAACGUGGAUUUACUGGUUUUAGGCUUUCUUCGUUCUGAUUUAGACAUUUCCGGCAUCAUUUUAUAGCUAAAGCGUCGUUGUUAGCUCAUUGCAUUCGAUGGAAAAUGUCUAAGUAAGCUAGCGGUCAUAGCUAUUGUCCUUCCACUUUACGUUUGCUCCUUAUCAUUAGGUUCUUUUGCACAACCUGGCUGGUUGCAUGGGAUGGGCCGGGAAAGACAAUAGUUGGCAGCAAGUAUCCUUUAAUGCUAUUCCUUUCAUCUGUGCAUUUCGAAAGCGAGUCGAUGAAUGUUUACACUAAACUUAUUAUCAUCACAUCGCUGUAGCUCAUAAACGUGGCAUCGUAGAGCGAAUGACUCAGAAUCUAUAAGGCUCUCAUAUAUCAUGUAUAGUUACUUGCUAGGACGUCUUGCUGUAACAGAUUUUUUACUUUUCUCACUCGAUUAAAACCACUGCAAAGAUUUCAAAGAAACAUCGAAACGCAAAUCGAUCCUUAAAUUCGAUUUUUGUAAUUUCAUGUCUGUUCGGUUACCGAUCAGUGCAUCAAUCGACCCAGCAUCAUACAGCAGAACGGCUACGGAUCGCUUGCUUGUAAAUUUGUACAAUAUAUGUUAAUUCUGAGCUUUAUCAAGUUAUUGUCUCAAAAUAGCUUCGAACGUUUUCCUCAGAAACACCGGAAGACUAUUAUUCUCUUUGUUGUCUUUAUUCCGUGUCGUGGCUCAAUGGUUCGGCCGCUUGUCAUGGCUGCCAUCGCCUUGCUGCCAAAGCAGUUGGGCUUCUGCCUUUGAGAACCUGCUUGAAGCUUUUAACCUCACUGUCACGAGUAAUGGAGCGUUUGUGCUCUUUCUCUGUCAGUUAUCGGUCGAAAGCAGUAACCAUUACGCGAAAGCUAACAAGCUCGCCAUACGAAAAAUAUGAAUAACUGUGGUAAUGUCAUGACAGCAUCAUGUGGCAAAAGACCUUAUGGUCAUUUGGCUGACAGUUCACCGAAUGAAGUUGAAAUUAGUUAAGCUCCGCUUUAUAUUUUGUUCCGAUCAGUGAAUUCAAAACAGAAGGAAGACAGUUAGGCCUCGAACACAAAAUGCAGUACUUACCUCGGUUCUCUCAAACUCAAAAUUCAUUUGUUAUUCAUCUGACUCCUGGUGUAUGCCAUUUGUUUCUUGCAAUGUUAGUUAGUUGAGAAUUAAGCUAACAAUGAACCCUAUUUGACUCUUUUCUUUACUUUUUUGUCCUUUAUCAGUUGAAAACGAUAUUACCGAUACGUCCAGAAAAAGAAAAUUGGUGACUUUAAUAGAAUAUAUUGACUAUCGGCAGAACUAAGCUUUAAGUAGCAGUGACAGAAACAAACUCUUUUGUUAUAGUGUAUGUAAGGUCUGACAAUAGUAAUCAAUGUAUCUCAGCUCUCGAACUUUCAAUUAACAAUUAGAGGAGCUUAGACUGUGCUCUGUACUGUUGUAAAGCACGCAGGAAGCGGUUGGAGACCGAAAGAAGUGUAGAGAGAAACACGAGACGUAAUCAUUUGCCUCUUUAACCCAUUCAAUAUUUGCACAUGUUUCAGGCCUUUAAGGUAAUUUCAGAGGCACAAGCAAUGGACAAGAAAAAGUCAUUAGGCCUUUUUGAUUAUUACGCUGAAGUGGAAAAGGAAAUUCAGGGUCUUGACGCUACCUUCCUAGAUUUGCUGAAAACAAGCGAGGGCGACGUCCUUUCUAAAAUUAAAACAAGAAUGAGAAGAAUAGAAGACAGAGAUUAUGUUGUUCUUGUAGCAGGUGAAUAUCUUGCGUAUAAUACCUUGCCCAAACCACUGAGGUGCUUUGAUCAUGAUCAUGCUAAGCACAAAGAAAGCCGAUCUUACAGGGACAGAGAGGAGUAUCAAAAAUCUACUUGUUUAGGACGUUUCCCAAUUAAUUUUACUUUAUUUUAAAAAAAUUGUCAACUAGGGUCUAUUGAAUUCUUAAGCCGGAGAGUUUAUUUAUGUAGCAACUUGUCAGGCUUUGACUUUUAAAACCGGAAAGUUUACGUCGAAUAACUCGAACUCGAGUAUAUGGGCGGGAGACUUUAUGGCAAUUUUAAUUUACUUAUAGUAAAAUUUCAAACUAAUAUUUAUUGUUUAAGGAAGAACUUGAGAUUUAAGAUUUGAUGAUAAUUUUGUAUUUUACUUACGCUUAGGGGAGACCAGUGCAGGCAAAAGCAGCAUGUUGAACCUAAUUCUUGGUGAAGAGCUUUUGCCAUUUUCAGUUCUGAGUACAACAUCUACAAUUUGUGAAUUGAAAUAUGGAAGAGAGAAAAGGAUACAGAUACACUAUAAGAAAGAAGGAAAGGCUCCGGAGACAAAGAACCUUACAGAAUCCUCGCCUUACAUAGAUCAAAUAUCAGAAUUUGUUCACGUCAAGUCUGCAAGUUUAAGAGAAAAGGCAUCGAGCUACAAAAAGGUGGAACUGUUUUGGCCUCACCGAUUAUUACAGGUUAGAGACUCCGACGAUCAUGCUUCAAACCAUACUUUUAUCAAUAUGAUGCAAGGUGGCAACUAAAUUUCAGAACCUUUUUGGAGGUUUUAACGCCGAAUGGUAAGAAUCACGGGGAGAAAAUAAACUUGUUUACUCUGUUUCCACAAUAGGACGGUGUUGUGAUCGUUGACAGCCCUGGCGUCGGGGAGUCUGACAUUAUGGACGACAUUGUUGUGAACUACUUGCCAAAUGCCUUUGCUUUCAUCUAUGUCAUCAACAGCAGCAAUGCCGGAGGAGUUCAAAGAGAUCGGGUGAGUAAUUAUUGAUACUUUCUGAAAUGAUUACCGGCAAAUCCUUUCAACUCCUCACCAGCGCUCGAUCUAUUUAUUAGAUCACGACUUUUUUAGAUAGCUCAUAGCUUAUUUAAGCCCAAGUUUUAAUUGAAUUGUUUUCAAUAACCUGUUUCCUCAUUUGUCAGCUUGUUCGACUUCUGCACAAAACGAGGGAACUCACAACUGAGCAACAAAUGGAAUUCUCACCAAACUGCACUUUGUUCGUUUGCAACAAGUGGGACACCAUACCACCCUCAGAGGGAGAUGUGGUCAUAGCGCACAUAAUCAACAAGUUGAGUCAGUGUUUGCCAGAUCUAGACACAAAUACUCAAAUCAUCUGCCUUUCAACUACUAAAGCUCUUGCGGCCCAGAAGUAUGGAGUCAUGAAUUCAGAAUUUGCCUCACUUACAGACAAGAUUGGCUGCUUGGUUUCGAAAAGCAUCGAAACAAGACUUGAACAACAUUGGAGGUAAUUUAGAUCAUUUAUAAAUGUAUGUUAAUCAUGAAGCUAUUAUUUAUUAGGCAAAAAGCACCUCGUUCAGUAAUGGCCUGUCAUCAAGAUUUCUCUCUUUCCAACAAAAAUUAGGAACUGCCAUAGACGAAAGUAGUUGUAUAAAUUUGCACCUUUUCCUGAUUGCUUAAACCCUCCUCUCGAUGGAAGUCUAAGGCGAAAGAAGCCAUAUCCGAGGUGUAGUAAUUGAGGGAUAGAUAGAAACCUCCUCCUCUGAAUUUCCAUAAAAAGGGUGAAAAUAAUAGAAUCAUGCAAUAUUCCUUGAAUGACGCCAUGUCUCUCCACUGGAGCAGCUAUUCUCUACCCAUCUCUGACAAAUAUAUGAAGAAUAGAUGUAUGGACGGCUACCUUAAGAAAAACCAGGAACCUUUUCAGGUUUUCCUCAGAGAAAUCGGGAAAAAAUGUGUACCCAUGGCAUAGAAUUAACAAUCAUCGAUCUUUAUUGUGCGUUCAACUGGUAACUAUAUUUUACUCUUCCUUAAUCUGUACAGGUGGCUAGAUCAUUUGCUGUCUCGAAUAGCCUGGCUUAUGAGUACAUUAAUAAGUAAUAUCUCCACUGACCAUGUGGCUGUAACGGCUAGAUUAAAUGCUGUGAUAGAGAGGCUGAGGAAGCUUCAAGCGGAACAGGAGUCAUCGAAGGAGGAAAUGAUGCGAUAUCUUGGAAGCAGGACUCGUCUGGCCAUCGACACCCUAAUCGACCACCUACAGACUCCCCAAGUGGUAGAGAUAUUUUGUAAGUGGAACUCUGACGAACUUCCAGCUGUUGAGAAGUCAUGGGAAGUUACCAAGGCUGCCCUUGUUAAGCUUCUUCAAGGAAGACUACAGAUGUUGAUUGAAGAAUGGGAGGAAGAGCAGCAAAAGUUUGCGGAGGCACGGAAAUCAGUGAUCAAAAAGUUCCUCGAAAAAUACAAUUAUCUGGAGAGAGAGCUUCGCAACGUAGAAGUCAGUGUUUCUCAAAUACAAGUAAAUGUUGAAGGAGAAACGGCAAGCGAAAGUUUAGAGGAUCAAGUUUUCAACAGCAUUUACAACUUUUCGCUUCCAUUUGAAAGUAAACUUUAUCUUGGAAUAGCGAUUCCUUUCUUGGUUCCAGCUUUUCUUGUCGGAGCUGCGUUUGCUGUUCCAGUAACACUGCUUCUUCUUCCCAUUGCGGGGGUUAAAUCUAUUGCCGACAACAUCAAAGAAGCAAAAAAGAAGAGUGCAUACAAUAAAGAUCGCGCUGAGUACGUACGAAUCAUGGCACAAAAGUUUCUAGCAAAAGCUGCAACCUUCGAGGCGCUAAAGCCACUGGUCGAAGCGCAAUUAGAGCUGGCAGUAAACACCCUGAGCGACCUGCAAGCGAGAAUCCCUAUGCUUGUUGAAGCCGAUGUAAAACUUUGUCAGCAACUUAUAGAGGAGGCGCAAAGCAAGAAGGAUUCUGAAGCUCGCUACAAGCCCUGUAGAGAAAAAUGCAAGCGUUUGCGCGGUGAGCUUGCCUUGUUUGGUUCUACGGAAAUCCGGUGCAUGCGGCUCUCCUGGGAUGACCUUUCUUGGGAUGUCAGCGAGGAUGUUUACUUGAAGCAAACAAUGGAACCUGGGCUCUACCAAGGACACAUUUCCAAGGGAAGGUACUCAUCAAGAGGUCAAGUAACUUUUAAAGUGUACAGAGAACUGCUGACCAGGAGCAAUAUUAUUGAUUGCUUGGCAGACGAAGCAAUCUUGAGGUACAACUUUACUAAUAAACAAACAAUUUCUUAUCAAACACUUAACCAACAAGGAUUUAGGAUUUAGAACACGCGUUGUGCUAGUAACACGUAGUAACACUUUGGUAUUCUUCCAAAAUACCCAAGUCACUUCAGUAGGUGUGUUGAGCUAUUUUUCCUGAAACAUGACACUCGUAUUGGCAUUCCUCGUUUAACGUACAGUUCUGUUCGAUUCGUUCUGGAAUUAAUUUUCACCGGUUCAGUGCUCUACCAACCGAGAUUACAAGCCAACUGAAAGCUGGUAAUCGUGUUGAUUCGUAAUAAACUGCCACUGCAUAGGUCAUGGGUUCAAAUCCCAUACAGGCCUAAAUUUUUCCAAGCCUUAUUUUCACUACUGCUCAAGUAUUUUUUAUUUCUGUGAGGAUCGCUUUCAUAUUUAUUUCCUAAACCGCAAUACACACACUAUGCGAAUAUGUGAUUUUCAUAUAUAUAUAAUUUUCAUAUGUUUACAAUGUUUUUGAAAAUGUUUUCCCACUUUCUUUAGUCAUUUUGUUGUUACUCCUACCAGGUCCAAAGUUAAAAGUUGACCACAUCUUUCUUGUUUUUGUUGUUUACUCCACAGGAGGCUUUGCCAUCCUCACAUUGUCACGUUUUACGGUGCUGUUUUCAGAAAGGUUCCAAGAGGAUUAGAAGCAGCCUUUGUAUCUGAGUGUCCAGGAGUUGAUUUAAAGUACUAUCUGAUCGAUCAGCCCGGAAAUUGUCCUGCAAGGAAUCCCACAUCUACAGAGAAUGCGAUUCGCUGGGCAGACCAAGUCGUCGAAGCACUGAUGUCGAUUUACAGCAUAUUUGACGGAUGUGUUCACGGUGACCUUCGCUUAAAGAACGUUUUGGUAGGGAAAUAUUUUAUUUGUAAUAAAACGAUUUGUUUUAAUUGGUUUAACACUCAAGGAAAAAAUAAUAAAUUUAGAAACUAUCAGAGCGCGGACACAAAUAUAGCUCUAAUAAGAUUUCCAAGGUCUAUAACUCGCAGUAAAGUAAAGGGUUAGAUUAUUUCUCUCUCCCGUGUGUACGGAGCUUUUCUCGUUUAAGGACUUCAGCGUCACUGUUUUCAAACUUAGUCUUAAAGGCUGUCUUUAAGUACAUUUUUUGAUCUGGACUAAGCCAGGCCAAAUAGCUUGCAAUUAGACCCUUACACUUUUGAAAUAAACUAUAACUGCGGAGUGAUCGCCCCUAUCAACUAUUGCAUAGUUUGCACUUAUUGCAAAAAGUCAUACAUCGAUGAAACAAGAAGACGACUGAGUGACCGAUUCCGAGAACACCUUCGCAACGUAGAAGGAAAUGACAAGGACAAAUCCAAACCAGUUGCUAGAUAAUUGAUCUCCCUAAUCAUUUUAAGCAGCAUAUGGCAGUUUGAGGCUUUUCCCUACAUCUAAAUAGUUCAGAAAGCCGGAAAACUCUAGAGCAAAAGUUAAUCACUCACACCGGCAUCCUUAAUCCCCACGGUAUCCACGAGCGCUUUUCAUUCAACUAAUGAAGUCAGCUUUUGAACUCUAUACAAUGGCUAAUUUACGUGAUCGACUCAGCCAAACUACCCUGUUAUACUCUUCCACCGAUGCAGCGCCAAAAUUCUGUAGAAACUUACCCCUUUUAUUCAGUUAUAUUAUAGUUAUGAAGCAGGAUAUAAAAUCCAUCUCAUAACAUCGAAAAGCAGAUGAAGAUAUGACUGCUUUGUUCAUAAACAAGUGCGUUUCAACCAAAGCAGUGACCCUUGCCUCUUCAGAAAGUGGAAUCAUGCUCAGUUCUAUUCUAUUUCUUUUGGCGAGAUCCAAUGUAUUCUUUCAAAAUGCUAGUCAACCAAACAAAACCAGUGUUUAUCAAGUUUCUUUUAAUAAUCAAUUGAAGUUUUUUUUUUUUUUUAAUUUACAUAGCUUGACGGUUCAAAUCUCCGUGAUAUUAAGCUGAGCAACAUCUCCCUCAGGAGGCAGCUGACCAUUGAGCAUGGAUCAAACUGUGAUGCAUUUCUUCAUCUUCCGCCAGAAGCUGUGCGAAAUAGAAACUACAAUGCCUCUUCAGAGAUUUACUCCCUCGGGAUCUUGUUCUGGGAAAUGUGGUACGGCGAAGAAGCCUUUCACGAUCUAAAAGGUCAGAAGAUGGAAGUUUUUUUAUCAAGCGUAGAAGGAGGCCAUCGUCCCGAUCUAACAGGUGUCACAACUCAGACAUCCGUUAUGUGGACUGGCCUCGUUUCUGGAUGCUGGGAAAAGAUAGCCUUAGAACGAAGUAGUCUCGCAGAUUGUAAGUCAACUAUCGGGGAAAUUUUAGCUAGUGCAAAAUAGAGCCUAUCCUGGAAAAUAUCCCCGGAAUACUGAGCUGGAUUAGCCUCAAACUUUGAAGUUAACUACACUGUGGAAGUUACAGUCCUAUCCUUUGUAUCAAAUUACAGACAUGAUCUUUUAAACUAAAACAGUCAAUAAAUGUUUGGUUUGUGGCCUUCCAUUUUUCCCUUUUUCAUUUCAUUUGUGCUUUAAACCAGUUUCAAUUGCUUCUGUGAUCGGAAAUUUUUUUAACACCAUGUUAGGCAAGUCCUUACAAUUAGUUGUUACUUUAUACCUCUCUUUCUAACUUGUCAGUUCCAUUAACCUUUCCACUACCUAUUUUUCAAGUUUCUGAUUAAAUGGAAGUCAGGAGUGGAAACUGUGGUACAGAGAAAGUUUUUCCUUACUGUCACGAAAGUCUCUUAUAAUGCAAUACUGAGGCCAUCAACACAUUUUUUUUAUAACUGUUCCUUAAAAUUGCAAUUCUCUUUUUUUUGCUUUUGAUAGCUUUAAUCAGUUAGUCUUUAUUCAGUGAAUAUGAAUUUCAAUAAAACUUCGGGAACUUUUGAUCUUAUAUGUGGGAUGCUAAUUAACUGCGUGUUUUAUAACUUUUUCCUGUAAUCACCUUGUGGUGAAGGGGUAGUUCAUGCCUUUAUUUUCUUUAUUUCGCUAAAGGACGAUUUUCUGUUUUAAUAACGCACGCAAGUAUCCAAAGGAAUUUAAUUGCAAUCACUAUUAGGAUGACUAUAGACAAUUGGGACAUCUCACAUUUCAUUUCAUUUCUAUACAAGGUAGUUUAUCUUUUUACCACCGCAUCAGGGAGAAGCAUUUUUUCAUCCUUAUCAUCUGCUCUUAGUAAUUACUUUAGUUUAAUAAAAAUUUCCAAUGUGCAAGUUUGAAAAAUUUAGUUUUAAAUAAUUUACAAUGAUCAUGUAGUGAAAAUAAGCGAUACCAAUUGCAAUUUGUAUCUCUGCUUAUCACACUUUGUGGUUCUAGCUUUGAGAAUAGAUGAUAUAAAAUGAACUCUUGAGCUAUAAUGUGUAGACCACGAACAUAUUUCUUACGUAGCACAGAACAGUUAUGAGAAAUUUUGAACGCGUCUGAUGUCCAGAGAAGCUAAAUUAAAUUUAUUUGGUAAAUUAGUGUACGAAACGAUACAACGUUGUAGAAAAAAAGCCAAAAUACGGAAGGAGAUGGAAGAAAAAAGUAGAUUCACUUGUAAUUGUACACAUAGAGGUUGCGGCUUACUCAAAUCCUCAACAACUGCAAGGGUAACAUAGUGCGAGGUGACAAUAAUUCAAACUCCACUUGGUAGAUUUAAACUGAUUUAGUGACAGAUCACUCGGUAGCGUUUGAAAUGAAGGGUCACGAAGAUAGCGAAGAUCUAAGAUCGUUGGGCUUAGUAGCAGUAGCAGUAGAAAAAAUAGUAAUAGGUUCGAACUGAAAUACGAUAAUUGAAAGAUAGAUUCUAACUAUCAAGAGACAUAGAACAACAAUAAACUAGCGAACUCCUAGCGUAAAAUUAAUAGACGUGAUAAUUUUCGUGUCAUAAAAAUUAUCAUCAAACGAAGGUACAAACAGCAGUAUCGUACUAAAAAAAAAAGGUAGCUAAAUGAGCAUAAAAGGGUAACAAUUUGAAAAGAAAGAAGAACAAUUUGUAAAUGAGAUCUUUAGUCAACACUUAGUUGACUAAACGAGACGUUCUAUGACCGAGAAAAGGUUGAUGAUUCCUGUGACUUAAUUAAUAACAAAGACUAACGUACUUUGGUUGACGACGCACACCAAAAAAAAUAGCAAGACACUUGAGAUAGGGUAGCUUGAAUCCUUUUGAUCCUGGCAAAGGUGCGGUGUGGCCUCACCUAACUUCCUUUUUUUUACUUACGGUUUGCUUCGCACUUUUAUAGGCUAUGAUACGUGAAGAAAGCUAAGGCGUUGCUAAAAGUAGCGUUUACAAUAAGAACUAUUUCCUGGGCAGCAAAGAUUCCAAAGUUAUGAUACAAUUCCUGGAUAUCGCGAUUUCUGCCGAUACCUUCAUUUAAGAUCACCUAGUCUACUACAAAAUAACAAUAUAAAUCGAAGGAAAGUUUGUAGGAAAUUAGUGUUAGGGGUGUUUAAAAACUAACAUCACUGAAUGGUCCAAACUGAACAUUGUUCACUGUCUAGGGCCUAACUUUUUCAGGGACGAACUUUAAAAUGAAAUCUAUUUUUGAAGAUUGUCAUAAAGGACAUGGUUGGUUUAUUAUUUUAUUUUAUUUUUCGCGUUUUCUAUGCAAACUCAAAGUCUUUUUGUCUGUUUUUCCUAUUUGGAUAAAUACCUCAGCUGUAUUCUAUUGGUUAGCACACCCUUGACCGCAGUCACGUAAUUAUGCUUAUGUAUCAUUUUAUGUAAUUAAUUUAUCGUAUCC
Messenger RNA from Pocillopora meandrina, 9889 nucleotides. The record is from the annotation of a GenBank genome assembly. NCBI's taxonomy places the organism in Eukaryota, Metazoa, Cnidaria, Anthozoa, Scleractinia, Pocilloporidae.